Brachypodium distachyon (stiff brome) is the source of this 1306-nucleotide messenger RNA. Its product is annotated as cyclin-dependent kinase inhibitor 5. Gene Ontology annotation, molecular function: cyclin-dependent protein serine/threonine kinase inhibitor activity. NCBI's taxonomy places the organism in Eukaryota, Viridiplantae, Streptophyta, Magnoliopsida, Poales, Poaceae. Gene Ontology annotation, cellular component: nucleus. The transcript is spliced from 3 exons. Gene Ontology annotation, biological process: negative regulation of cyclin-dependent protein serine/threonine kinase activity. The record is from RefSeq and is a predicted model, not a curated record. Bases 304 to 936 code for a protein of 210 amino acids.
CUCCCAAAAGAGAAUCCCCAAUCUUCCCACCUCUCUGACUCUCUCUCUCUUACCUCAGCCGCCCGCCGGCCGCGGUAAAUAGAGCAGCAUCGCUCGCCCGAGCGCGCCCAAAGCCCGCCAAACCCCCGCCCCAGCCGCGCUUUUCCCGCUCCCGCACCAUCGCCAGGCUCCCUUCUCCCGCUUCGCCCCCUUCUUUGUUCCCCCCACUGUUCCUGGGAUUCCCCUGCGCCGCCGCCGCCGCGAGAGAGACCCACCCACCAACAACCCGGCGGAGCAGAGGAGGCAGCCGAGGCGCGGGGGCCUAUGGGGAAGUACAUGCGGAAGGGGAAGGUGUCGGGGGAGGUGGCCGUGAUGGAGGUCUCCGGCGCGCUGCUCGGGGUCCGCACGCGCUCCCGCACGCUCGCGCUGCAGCGGACGGACGGCGGCAAGGGGGAGGAGGAGCCGGCGGGGACGGGGGACUACCUCGAGCUCAGGAGCAGGAGGCUCGUGAAGCCGCCGCCGCCGCCUACCAAGGACAAGGAGGCGUCCGCCGCGAGAUGGGCCGCCGCCGCCGCCGCCGCCAGGCGGAAGGAAGCGACGGCCGCCGAGGGGUUCGAGGCCGCCGCCGACCUCGAAGCGUCCUUUGGGGACAACGUUCUGGAUUGGGACGCCGCCGUGGAGAGGAGUACCAGGGAGACAACGCCUUGCAGUCUGAUUAAGAGCUCGGAUACGAUAAGCACCCCUGGCUCCGCAACAAGAACUAGCCAUCCAAUGAGUUCCCGUCGCAGGAUGGAGUCCCCGGUUUGUCGUUACAUUCCAAGUUCUCUCGAGAUGGACGAGUUCUUUGCAGCCGCCGAGCAACAGCAGCAUCAGAUUUUCAGGGACAAGUAUAACUUCUGUCCUGCGAAUGACUGCCCACUUUCAGGACGGUACGAAUGGGCUAGGCUAGACUGCUAGCUCCUCCAAGCAUCCCAGGAGCUCCAUUGAUCUUAGUGCACCAAAUGACUAGCAUCAUGUGGGAGGCGCAAUGCAAAUGCAAUAGCGUUAGGUUUCUUUCUCUGUUGUAAAAAAAUUAGAGUUAGCCAUUAGCGGCCCAGUGAUCUACUUGUGUAACCAGCAGGAGUGGCGCCUGCCCUGAGUUACACACCCUGAUGAUGAUCCCUGCCAACCUUACUGUAACAGUUAACAUCUCAUUCCGUAGCAGCUUAAUUAUCUGGGUAGGCUUAGCAGCUUAACUAUCUGCAGCCAUCUCUGUAGGCUCAACAGCUUAAUUAUCUGUUCCAGUUCUUGAUUCGGUCAUCAAUGAAUUAGUGCUAGAUUUCAUCUC